Molecule: messenger RNA, 1843 nt
Organism: Stereum hirsutum FP-91666 SS1
Lineage: Eukaryota; Fungi; Basidiomycota; Agaricomycetes; Russulales; Stereaceae
Exons: 3
Coding region: 1-1758 (585 amino acids)
Molecular function (GO): protein binding
Source: RefSeq, a predicted model, not a curated record
AUGAGGGUGCAAUCUUCGAUGGUACCUCGAAUGACAGGUCGAGUCGAAAGGAAGGCGUACGAGACCGAAAUCUCCAAGCUUUCGCAAAGGCUCAUCCAUCUGAAGACCCUGCGUAACGAUGCCGCGUCCAUCUCAAGAUUUCCCGACGAAGUCCUGUCUAUGAUUUUCCUCGAGUUUGGGACCGUGGUCGAGCACUGGCCACUCCGUCAAUGGAAAGACCUCAUGCUCGUCUGUCGAAGAUGGCGCGACAUCCUUAUGGCCCACACAAAACUAUGGUCCUUUGUCACCUCUGAGAUGUCUCUAUUCGGUCGAAAUGGUCUCACACUCGAGCAGCGAUUGCAGCGGUCCGCAGGAGCUGCUCUGACGUGCGAGUUCAGGCUUUUAGGAGGACAUACCAGUGCUUUAUCAGACCUUGCCAUCGUUUUGGCUGGUCAUGGCCAUCGUGUCAAAUCUUUGAACCUUACUGGCAACUACGAUGAUCUACAGACGGCUCUGGGAUUGGUCGGAGACCUUCCGAUGCUGUCCGAACUUCAGAUUCGCCGUUUUUCAGACGAUGACGACCGGAGUUCGCUUGCUCCACACCGGUUCAUGACGCUCAAUCUUCCUCACGUCCGACGACUCGAACUACACAACGUCAGGUUUACUGCCCACGAUCUCCUCUCAAACCUGUACUCUCUUCGAUUGCGAAACCACAAAGGCCAGGACGUCGCAUUCCUUCCAUCAUUCAAAAACGUGAUCGAUAUCCUCGCUCGUUCGCCUCGUCUUGAGCGGCUCGAACUCUCUUCGUUUUGGCGUGAGAACGACAGAGCGUCCAACGCCCUCACUGUCGGAGAUCCUGUCAUGCUAUCCCAUCUGGAGCAUAUCGACGUCAGUGGCGGUAUUCGCUACCUCACCGUCCUCCUCAAAAUCCUCGCCUUUCCAACAACGACAAAGAUGAGCUUCGAUAUCCCCGAUGACCUUACCGGCCUUGACAUCCGCGACUUCCUCGUCCCACUGCGCCGCCUCCUACACAGACAGGGCGUCCAGCCUCUUCGCUCCCUCGCCAUCGCGGGCGCCACUCCCUCAUACCUGAACAUCGUCGCAGACACUGCCCAGCACUGUGAAGGAAUCCCCCUACCGCGUUCCAUAGCAGAUGGCCCACUCUUUGCUCUUACCACGAAAUCGAUCCGGGGUCGCGACGUACGCUCCAUCAUUAUCAAGGUGCUCAAUAUGCUUCCCCUAGAUCCGAUGACGGCGCUCUGUUUGGACGUACACUGGGCAAGACUGGACACGAGUCAUGCAAUGAAGACCUGGAUCGCUAUAUGUCAGUUGUUACCUCAGCUUACGCAUGUCGUUGGGGCUAUGGACGCGGGUGUGGUGGUUUUGAUCCAGGGGAUGACGAAGGCAAUGGGGCGCGGGACGAAGGGCGUUUCUGGAAGAAGGAGGAGACAUAUGAUCGAGCAGAAUCCCCUGCAUCCAAUGGCGUUGACACUUCAUUGUCAUCGCAGAACCGGCAUGCCGGACGAAAUCGCGACACCCGAAACGUAUCAACACUAUGACGGUCUGGUGCUGGCCUUGCAAAAUUAUAGGGAUGCGGAGUUGCCUGGGAAGCCCAAGGACGUGUUGUGGGAUAAGCUCGAGUUUGCACAUCCUGAGGAGAAGGAGGAAAGGUUCCCGGAUCUGUAUGAUAAUAUGGAUAGAUUGAGAUUAGUGACGAGGAGGUUGGAUGUACACGAUGACGGGACGAGAAUGACUCGCAUGCGAUAUUCAGAUGAGUAGUGCAGGCAUUCUUUUAAUUAUCUAGCAUACCUGAAACAGAUAAUCAAACUUUCCUACCUAAUCCAUUCCACAUCGUCAGUCAACC